AUGGCUGGUAAUAAUUUCACCGAGGUGACUCUCUUCAUUCUCUCUGGAUUUGCAAAUCAUCCUGAAUUACAAGUCAGUCUUUUCUUGAUAUUUCUCUUCAUUUACCUACUCACUGUUUUGGGGAACCUUGGACUAAUCACGUUGAUCAGAAGUGACUCUCGGCUUCAUACACCUAUGUACUUCUUCCUUAGCAAUUUAGCAUUCAUUGACAUAUUUUAUUCCUCUACUGUAACACCCAAGGCACUGGUAAAUUUCCAAUCCAACCAGAAAUCCAUCUCUUUUGUUGGCUGCUUUGUUCAAAUGUACUUUUUUGUUGGGUUGGUGUGCAGUGAGUGUUUUCUUCUGGGAUCAAUGGCCUAUGAUCGCUAUGUCGCAAUCUGCAAUCCCUUAUUGUAUUCCUUAGUGAUGUCUCAGAAAGUGUGCAAUUGGCUGGCAGUAAUGCCCUAUGUGAUAGGCUUCACAAAUUCUCUGAUAUCAAUCUGUGUGAUAAGCAGUUUGAGGUUCUGUGAUUCGAACAUCAAUCAUUUUUUCUGUGACACCACGGCUCUUUUGGCUUUGUCUUGUGUGGAUGCCUUCAGCACAGAAAUGGUGAUCUUUGUCUUAGCUGGGUUCACUCUUCUUAGUUCCCUUCUUAUCAUCACAGUCACUUAUGUUGCCAUCAUUUCAGCCAUCCUGAGCAUUCGGUCUGCCUCAGGCAGGCAGAAGGCCUUCUCCACCUGUGCAUCUCACCUCACAGGUGUAACUGUCUUUUAUGGAUCCCUGAUUUUUACGUAUUUACAGCCUGAUAACACAUCUUCCCUGACCCAAGCACAGGUGGCAUCUGUAUUCUAUACCAUUGUCAUCCCAAUGCUGAAUCCACUGAUUUAUAGUUUAAGGAACAAAGAUGUGAAGAAUGCUCUUCUUCACAUCAUGCAAAGAAAACCUUUUUCAUGA
Messenger RNA from Tupaia belangeri chinensis (Chinese tree shrew), 933 nucleotides. Its product is annotated as olfactory receptor 8I2. The record is from RefSeq and is a predicted model, not a curated record. The coding region runs from base 1 to 933 and encodes 310 amino acids. The transcript has a single exon. Gene Ontology annotation, biological process: G protein-coupled receptor signaling pathway. Gene Ontology annotation, cellular component: membrane. Gene Ontology annotation, molecular function: olfactory receptor activity; G protein-coupled receptor activity. NCBI's taxonomy places the organism in Eukaryota, Metazoa, Chordata, Mammalia, Scandentia, Tupaiidae.